Messenger RNA from Danaus chrysippus (African queen), 2301 nucleotides. The record is from the annotation of a GenBank genome assembly. NCBI's taxonomy places the organism in Eukaryota, Metazoa, Arthropoda, Insecta, Lepidoptera, Nymphalidae.
AUGAACAGUCGCAAUAGUGUAAAUGAAACGAAUUUGGUGAAUUUCUCGGCGGAACUGCCAAGACUGCCCCAAUUGGACGCGAAAGACGGCUUGCUGAGUUUUCCUUUUGACCAUAUUUAUGCAUGCCAUUCUCAGAGUACUGAUAGAAGGCAAGAUCUCCAACUAGAGAAGGAAGUCGAGGUAUCCACACAUUGUGUAGUGGGUGACGAAAAAAAUAUUUCGGGUGCAGUUACUGACAUAUCAAGGCUAUCAGAACAACUUAAUGUUACUGAGAGUCAAAAUAAAAAGUUGAAGGAACUGUUAAUAUAUCAUUUAGAUCUAAUUCAACAACAAAACGAAUUAAUAACUAAAAGAGAUAAACUUUAUCAAGCUUUAAAGCAGGAAAAUGAUACACUUAAGUCGAGGCUGAUUCGAAUGGAUAGAAGGGGUCUUUUACAACAGCAACAACUUAUGAACUCCAUACUUAGUCCACCCAAUGCUACUGUUACUUCAAGCGUCUUAAAGAAGGAACACGGCCUUCCACAGAUUAUGUUAAAUAGCUUUACAGAACUACUUUUGCCAGAUAAAGGGAAUUCAUUUCUUUUUGAUAACAAUAAAACUUUUGGGCAGGAUACACCAUUGUCAUUUGGGAUCGCGAGGACGACCAUAGAUCCAGCGGAUAUCCCAGAAGUACCGAAAUUCAUGUCCAGUGAUCUGAAAACACCGGCUCAGAAUCGCGACUACAAAAUGAUUGAUAACAAGAGAUCUCUCGUUAAAAAAGAACCAAAGAGUCGAUCGGAUGCUCUUUACACGGUCACAUCGAACAGUGGCAACACUAUAAUCCAAAGAAUCCAAAGGAAAAGGAGGCGGACAUCCGGCAUCGGCAGUCUCAGUCGUAUGACAAAGACACCUAAAGCUAAUAUACCAGAGACAGUCACAUCAAAUAAAACAAAACCAGCAGAACCCGAACAAAGCCUCGGCCGCACAUACAGCGUCAAUAAGAAAUCAAAGCCAUUAAAUACUUAUGGCAAAUCACGGAGCACAACUAUACCGAAAAAGACAGUGCAAUAUACAGGAUCCCUGUCAGACAGGCUCCAGCUAAUAGAUACAACUCCAACGGGAGAGGAUCCUUAUCAACUAGGAGAAGCUGAUAUGAGGGAACAGUCGCCCAUACCAAAACUAAUGCUACAGAAAACCAAUCAUGGAAGAAUGAAGGUGCUGGAAUCGGUCGGGGAGAGCACUCGCCGUAUAUACGACAGGCCGACCACGAAGACAAAGAACUUGAACCGAUUCAUGUCCACGUAUGAUCACGAUAAGAAAGAGGAGGACAACACAAACCCCAUGCUACUGGAUGAACCUGACAUUGAGCUCAUAAAAACAGAGCCGGACAUCGAUUGGCGUAUGUACACAGAAAAUCUGGGAAACGAUUCCAGCCUGUGCGAUUUUUCGUUCGGCGAAUCAAGCAACCAGAUGUUGCCCUCGUUGGAUGCUAAUGAGUUUCAAGAACUGUUCAGCUCUGACGCUGCUCUGAAUUUGGAUAAUCUGAAUCAAUUGGACUAUCCAACGGAGAAAGUUGUUCCAGAGAAGACAAAGAAGCGCGGCGCCCGUACCACCAGCCUCGUCGUGCCUGGUGAAGAAGAAGCAUCUGAUUCAAAACGUGGAAGUGAUAGUCGCCGUGGUCGCAAGAGAGCUCUAUCAGCUACUGGCCUUGGAAAGCAACAGCAAAAGACAGCCACAAAACCCAAGGCCUCUAAAGGAAAAGCACCGGCUCGCGGGAAAAAAUCUCCUGUACCAAGCUUGAUGACCGACAAGCCCUAUCACACUUUGGUCUGCGAUCCGGAUUUAUCUUGGUACCUUGGCCUGGAUCAGGAUUUGAAGUUGGAGGAUGUGGAUCCACCAGCAGAUACUCAAGCAUCGACCGUAGAGGUGCCCAGAUGGCGAGAGAAGCCCUACACCAGCUCCUAUGUUCUAGAGGGAACUGAGAACGUCGACGACAAGGUUUUUGAGAAGAGACAUCAGAAAUUAGAAGCUGAAGAGAGGCGGCAGUUGAGAUGGCACAUGCGUAGAAUACGUGAACAGCGUCACGUUGAGCGUCUUCGUCAGCGUCAACGUGACAGUUGGAAUUCUACAGUGAGCGCCCCCUCUGUGUAUACUGUAUGGCCUCGACCACAAGAGGCCAGAUACAUAGAAAUAACAGAUGACCUACCCGUCACUGGAUUCGGGGAACCGAUGCCGCAACUGCCGCAAUCUGAUUUCAUGUUGCCGUGGGUGCGAACAUCCAAAGCGCUGAAGCGAUCUAAGCGAUCGAAGACUCACUCUUAA